GCCAAAGACAAGAGGGAGUUGGAUACCAACGCAUUUCUAAAGUGAAGCAAUAAGCCUUUCUUUGUGUUUGUUUUCUUGUAAUUGACAUCAAGAUGUCAGGAAAGGGAAAAUCAAAAUGCACAAAACCAAAAGGAUCCAAAUUGUCGGAAAAACAACUUGAAGAAAUUAAAAAGUCUUUCGAACUGUUCGACAAAGACGGCAAUGGGAAGAUUACGAAGGACGAACUGGGCGUCGUGAUGCGGUCGUUGGGACAAAAGCCUUCCGAGGCGGAUUUACGAGAUAUAAUGAAAGAGGCGGAUAGAGACGGAAGCGGGGCGAUAGAGUUUGACGAAUUUCUGAACAUGAUGGAGAAGAAGUAUCGAGAUCUGGACACGGAAGAACAGGAGAUGAAGAACGCUUUCCGUGUGUUUGACCGGAACGGUGACGGAUUUAUCAGCAGUGCUGAGUUAAGGACUGUCUUGGUAAAUCUGGGGGAGAAGUUAACGGACAAACAAAUAGAUGAUCUGAUGAGAGAAGCGGACAAAGACGGAGAUGGUAGGAUUAGCUACGAAGAAUUUUCCAAAGUUUUGGCCCACAGAUACUUUUAGCCGGAGGUGACGUCAGGAGAUAUAUUUAUCGCGAGAACUGCUUCUGGUUGACAUCAUAAUGAACUGAACGUUCAGGAUUCCCACUGGAGACCGGUAUUUUCUCCACGUCAAAAAGAACUGGGCAACGCAGACUUAAGAUGUUUCCGAAUGACUGCGUGGAAAGAGGAGGGAACUCCGUACCUGGAACAUUGCAACGCUUUCGGUGGAAGAUGCCAUGGAGUAAACUGAUACAGACACGUAAUAUCAAAUUAAAUCAAAUCACUACGAACCAUACUAUGUCAUUGGGCAAAUGUUAUCAAUAGCAGUAUGAAGAUGUCAGUAAAGUAUUGGUUUCCCGCUAACAUAUUUUCCCCCACAACGGGGUUUCAAUAGUAGCUUAAUUAUUAACUGACAAUUGGUGCAUGUAUAGAGUAAAUACGAAAAAGCAUAAUGUUUUCACAUUCGAUCCU
Messenger RNA from Liolophura sinensis, 1036 nucleotides. Its product is annotated as neo-calmodulin-like. The coding region runs from base 93 to 587 and encodes 164 amino acids. The transcript has 4 exons. NCBI's taxonomy places the organism in Eukaryota, Metazoa, Mollusca, Polyplacophora, Chitonida, Chitonidae. Gene Ontology annotation, molecular function: calcium ion binding. The record is from RefSeq and is a predicted model, not a curated record. Gene Ontology annotation, cellular component: myosin II complex.